AUGACUUGUGCUGGCGUUUCGCGGACGUGGCAACGGAUUUGUGAAGAUGAUCAGACGUGGCGUCAGAAAUGUUUGGAGAAAGGAUAUGUGGAAUUUGAUGCGCCAAGCUUUCGUUUUCUCGGAGGUUGGGCGGCGAAUCGACCAAAUAAGCAAGCGGGAAUGACAAUCUGUUCACAUAUGGACCUUCAAGAAGCACAGCAGAAUCGACAAGCACGCGAGGUCGCAUAUGGACAGUGUUAUGAGCGAUCGUCAUGGAAGUCGCUAUACUUGCGAAAGAGGCGAAUCAUUUCGAAUUGGCGAUCCCGAGCGAUUCAAUCUAGCACUGUUAUAGAGGAUGACUUUCAACAAACCAUUUGUCUACAAAUUCGCCCUGGUCGUAUCAUUACUGGUUCUCAUGAUUAUAAGUUGCUGGUCUGGAAUGUUGAAGAUGCUCAACCGGCUUUUGCUCUAACGGGUGCUAAUGGUCCCCCCAUGUCGUAUCAAGUGAGCGAACAUGGCAAAUACAUUGUCUGUAGCGGGUUUGAUGGAUCGUUGCGCGUUUGGUGUGGUCAAACCGGUGCCCAGCUUCAUGUUUUGCGGGGACAUACGGAACAUAUUUCAUGCAUGAGUCUACAUGGCACAACUCUUGUUUCUGGAUCGCACGAUCAAACACUCCGAGUUUGGGACAUUGUCGACGGGAAAUGCCUUCACAUUUUGCCUGUCGCUGCUUGGAGAUGUGUGAAAUUUGAUGGAGAACGGGUUGUAUUUUUUGGCCUUGGUUGUACCGUAAACGUUUGGAAUGUACACACGGAGGAGUGUUUGCACACGCUGACGGGUCACACAUGGCCAGUCGAUUCACUUUUGUUUGAGCCAGAGCGGGAUCUUGUCGUGGCGGGUAGUGACGGAACGAUUCGCGUCUGGGAUGUGCAAAGAGGAACAUGCAUCGCACUUCUUCGCUCUCUUGAAGAGUUACCGUUUGCAGGUCGUUGCUUUGGGUUGCAGCUUCGCGGAAACAUUUUGGUCUCCUAUUACGACUCGGACGUUUGGAUUUGGGACAUUCGUGAGGGUGGCUCGUGCAUUCACCACUUACAUGGCGUAAAUGGUCAGACGUCGACCAUCACUUCGUUGCAAUUGCUGGACUCGGGACUUAUGGUGACAGGUUCGGAGAAUGGCCGGGUCAUGCUGUGGGAUGUGGAUAAAGGUACUUUCGUUCGUGAUCUCGUUCGUUCUCGUUCUAGUGAACCUGGCCGUUAUUAUUUGGAUUUCAAAGCCACUGAAACAUCACUCGUAUGUGGAGUUCGAUCGGAAGAUAGGACCGAGGCCACAAAGCUCAUCUUCAUCGAUUUUGAUGCCUCAUAUCCA
Molecule: messenger RNA, 1341 nt
Organism: Mesorhabditis belari
Lineage: Eukaryota; Metazoa; Nematoda; Chromadorea; Rhabditida; Rhabditidae
Source: the annotation of a GenBank genome assembly